AUGUCAGCCCACUUUGAAUGUGAGAUGAGUCGCGAAAAACGAACUAUCAGAGUCGUUGAUGUGCGUGCAGAAAUCAAUCUUGUCUUGCCCAGUUAUCCUCCUUUUCCCCUUCAUCAUCAUCUUCUUCUUCGCCAUCUUCUUCACCAGUGA
Ascochyta rabiei is the source of this 150-nucleotide messenger RNA. RefSeq lists its product as uncharacterized. The coding region runs from base 1 to 150 and encodes 49 amino acids. The record is from RefSeq and is a predicted model, not a curated record. The transcript has a single exon. Lineage: Eukaryota; Fungi; Ascomycota; Dothideomycetes; Pleosporales; Didymellaceae.